AUGAAGCAAAACGCCAUUCUCACAAGCUUCCCGGCCAUGCCGUCUGCCGAAUCUGAAAAUGGCAACGAUGCUAGCCAAUCAGAUACUGACUGUAACCUCGAAAAGCCUGGAUUCGAUGAUUUCGACGGGAAGCAGGCUUGGGUCGUGGUCACCGCAGCCGCUUGCUCGUUAUUUCUCGACAUCACUUACGACGCUGAUGUUCAUCGGCUCCCUGGCAUCGUCUUUCAUGGUGCGCUGUUCAUUGUUCACGGCGUCAUGUUUGGCAUGGGCGGCGGGCUAUCCAUCUUUGCCGUCUCAACCGCUCCUAUUCGUUGGUUCAAGAAACACCGAGGCCUCUCCAUGGGCAUCGUUCUUGGCGGCGGCAGCGUCGGAUCAGCAGUCAUGAGUGUGGUCACUACUGUUCUGGUCAAGCAUGUGGACGUCGCCUGGACCUUUCGCAUCCUUGGGUUCCUCCUCUGGGCAGUCUGCAUCCCAUCAGCAUUCUUCAUCCGGCCACCCCCUGGCUCGGACAACUCGCAUCUUCAACUGCAAUGGUUCCGUUUCCGAGAUUCCAAGUUCUUAAUCCUUCUCCUCGGCACCGCCUGCGCAACCUUCCCCCUCUUCAUCCCACCUUACUUCAUUCCGAUUUUCGCUCGCACUGUGACGUCUUGGGAGCAUGCUGCCGUUCUUGGCCUCGCUGUUUGGAACGUCGCGUCAACGAUCGGCCGCGUCGGCGCCGGGCACCUAUCGGACUGUCUCCUCGGUCCAAUGAACAGCCUAGUGCUGUGCCUGCUUCUCACAGGCCUAAGCAUGCUCGUUGUGUGGCCAUUUGCGUCAUCAAUGGCAGUGCUCAUGACUUUCAUCGUCUUGAACGGCAUUGGGUGCGGCGCGUUCUUCAGUCUGGUACCAGUGGUGCUAGGGUCUGCGUUCGGAGCCACGAAUGUGUUGGGGACAAUCCCUUUGAUUUGGACAACGUGGUUCUUCGGUUUCUUCUUUGGUUCACCCAUUGGUUCCGGUCUCUACUCGUUGGCAGGACGGGGCGACAGCGUCGAGGCGUAUCGGCCAGCAGCGUACUAUGGCGGCGCCAUGUCUCUGAUGGGCAUGCUCUUCAUCCUCGCGGUUCGGUCGAUGCAGAGCAAGACCGUCUUCACGAAGGUGUGA
Molecule: messenger RNA, 1140 nt
Organism: Verticillium alfalfae VaMs.102
Lineage: Eukaryota; Fungi; Ascomycota; Sordariomycetes; Glomerellales; Plectosphaerellaceae
Exons: 6
Coding region: 1-1140 (379 amino acids)
Biological process (GO): transmembrane transport
Cellular component (GO): fungal-type vacuole membrane
Molecular function (GO): transmembrane transporter activity
Source: RefSeq, a predicted model, not a curated record